Molecule: messenger RNA, 468 nt
Organism: Parnassius apollo (apollo)
Lineage: Eukaryota; Metazoa; Arthropoda; Insecta; Lepidoptera; Papilionidae
Source: the annotation of a GenBank genome assembly
AUGGGUCACUUAAGUGAGAUACCGAAACGGUUCGAAAUAAAAGGUGGAAAUGCCGCCGAAGCUGAAUUCAAAAAAUACUUAAAUGACAUAAGCGACUUGGCAAAAAAGGCAAAUGUAACAGUAAAGUACAAAGUAAAAGUUGAGGUAUCAAAACCACAGAAGAAGCGUUUUCCAAGAAAAGAAUGGACCAGCAAAGCGAAGUCCAAGAAAUACAACGUUCCUUUGAAGAAAAAGAACAUAAAACUAUCAAACCUCGAAAUUAUGUUAAGGAAACACUUGGAGACGAUAGCAUCGAAAGUCUCGAAUGACGAAGACCACGUUCAAGCUACAACGGAAAAAAAUAGACAAGUGUUUACUACUAAACAAAAUUGGUAUGGUAAAUACAAGCCACUAAUAAGUCAUGUCCGGACAAAUUAUACAAAAAUUAUCAAGCCAGUGCGAAAAAAAGUAAUCACAUUAACAGUUUAG